Molecule: messenger RNA, 1650 nt
Organism: Penicillium maclennaniae
Lineage: Eukaryota; Fungi; Ascomycota; Eurotiomycetes; Eurotiales; Aspergillaceae
Product: putative amino acid permease
Exons: 4
Coding region: 1-1650 (549 amino acids)
Biological process (GO): amino acid transport; transmembrane transport
Cellular component (GO): membrane
Molecular function (GO): transmembrane transporter activity
Source: RefSeq, a predicted model, not a curated record
AUGGCUAUCGAGGAGGCACUGCGACGCCCGUCGAGGGCCUCUGUUGGGCGCUCAGAAACAGGACCCGACACAGACAAGGCGGACCGCGGGUUGGAGGACUUGGGAUAUACCCCAGAACUGGCGCGUAACCGUUCCAUCUGGCAGGUCACCUUCAUGUGCUUCAUCCUGUCGUCUGUUCCCUACGGCUUGUCGACUACGCUAUAUUAUCCCCUCGCUGCCGGUGGCCCCGCCAAUAUCAUUUGGGGAUGGGUCCUCGUCUCGUUCCUGAUCUUGUGCGUCGGCAUCUCCCUCGCGGAAAUCACCUCGGUUUAUCCCACGGCUGGUGGUGUCUACUACCAAACAUUCGUCCUCUCACCACUAUGGUGUCGUCGCGUUGCAUCGUGGAUUUGCGGCUGGUCAUACGUUGCUGGAAAUAUUACCAUCACCCUCGCCGUCAAUUUUGGAACAGCUUUGCUUUUCAUCGCUUGCCUCAACGUGUUUGAAUAUGCCGAUGGAACCGGCAUCACCGAUAAUUUCCAGGCGUAUCAGACCUUCUUGAUCUUCUUGGCGAUUACCCUUCUCACUCACGCCAUCUCCGCCUUUGGAAAUAAGUGGCUGCCCUGGCUCGAGACUUUUGCCAUCUUUUGGACUAUCGCUGGCUUGGUCGCCAUUGUCGUAUGUUUGUUAGCUGUUGCAAAGGAAGGUCGUCAUUCGGGUGCCUGGGUCUUUGGUCACUUUGAGCCGCAGGCCGGCUGGCCAGCUGGCUGGUCCUUCUUUAUCGGACUCUUGCAAGCCGCCUAUGCCACCUCGGCCACUGGCAUGAUUGUCUCUCUUUGCGAAGAGGUUCAGGAGCCCGCCAUCAUGGUCCCCAAGGCCAUGGUUGGCACGGUGAUCAUCAACACGAUCGCCGGUCUCAUCUUCUUAAUCCCUGUAUGCUUCGUUCUCCCUGAUGUGACGAUGCUAAUCAAUCUGGCUUCUGGUCAGCCCACGCCAGUGAUUUUCAAGCACGCGCUCGGCAGCUCAGUUGGGGCCUUCUGCCUCAUGAUUCCUUUGCUUGUUCUCGGCCUCAUCUGCGGUGUUGGAUGUGUGACGGCUACCUCGCGCUGUACCUGGGCCUUUGCUCGUGAUGGUGGUAUUCCCGGUUCUGACUGGUGGAAAACAGUCAACAAGAAGCUUGAAAUUCCACUGAACGCUCUGGGAUUGGGUAUGGCGGUCGAGAUCGUACUAGGACUCAUCUAUUUCGGUUCAACCGCUGCUUAUAACGCCUUUUCGGGUGUCGGGGUCAUCUUCCUGACCACAAGUUAUGCGUGCCCGAUCGCUGUCUCGCUGUUCUUCCGCCGUCGUGAGGACAUCAAGAACGGUAGUUUCAACUUCGGAACCUUUGGUGCGAUCGCCAAUGUGAUCGCUCUCGCCUGGAGUCUCCUCGCCAUCCCCUUGUUCUGCAUGCCGACUCUCGAGACCGUCACUCUGCAAGAUAUGAACUAUGCAUCGGUAGUAUUCGUUGGAUUUGUUUCCAUUGCUGCCGUUUGGUACAUUGUUUGGGGAUAUCAGAACUACCGUGGCCCGCCUACCGAUGCAGUUGAAAACGAUAGCGACUCCCCCCUCAGUGCCCGAAGCAACCGCCGAGCUCCCCAAGCUCAUUUUCGAAACCAACAGCAAGGCCCAGGCUGA